Messenger RNA from Dimorphilus gyrociliatus, 1710 nucleotides. Lineage: Eukaryota; Metazoa; Annelida; Polychaeta; Dinophilidae. The record is from the annotation of a GenBank genome assembly.
ACUAGAUAGAGACAAAGACAGCGUGAAAGGUCAAUCAGUUUCUAGAAAGUUUUGCAGAUUGCGUAAAAAGAUCUUCGUUCAAGCUAGUCAAUAUCUCACUUUUCCAAAAUGGUCUCAAUCGACUCGGACCAAUUAUGGAUGGUGAUUACUGGUUUUAUUAUAGCAUUCGCCCUAGCAUUUGGAAUUGGGGCUAACGAUGUAGCUAACUCGUUUGGAACCUCUGUUGGAUCGGGUGUUCUAACCCUUCGGAAAGCUUGUAUUCUAGCAAGCGUAUUCGAGACUCUCGGAGCAGUUUUAUUAGGUGCGAAAGUAUCAGAUACAAUACGGAAAGGAAUUAUAGACGUGACGCCCUAUCAGAAUGACACAUCUUUAUUUAUGGUUGGUAAUGUUGCAGCCCUAUCUGCCGCAACGUUAUUGAGGAUGCCUGUAUCGGCGACACAUUCUAUUGUUGGAGCAACUAUUGGCUUUGCUCUUGUAGCCCAUGGUUCUAAGGGGAUUAAUUGGCACAAAUUAGGUCUAAUAAUUGGUUCCUGGUUUAUUUCUCCAAUUGCUUCGGGAAUCGUUUCAACAUCGUUAUUCUAUUUUUGUAAAUAUUUCAUUCUGAGAAAGAAGGAUCCAUUGGAACCUGGUUUACUAUUUUUACCAAUGUUUUAUGGAAUAACAAUUAUAAUUAACUUGUUUUCCGUUUUUUAUCACGGACCUAAAAUUCUCCGUUUUGAUAAGAUACCUUUAUGGGGAGUAUUUAUUAUAAGCUUUGGAUCUGGUUUAAUAACAGCUGUACUAGUGAGACUCGUCAUUGUUCCUUGGCAGAGGAAAAAAAUUUUAAGACAUUGCAAAGAUUUUAAAGGGGAGAACAAUGAUAAUUUGGUACAGGUUGAAUUCGGAAAUACUGCAGAGAGUUCUUCAAAUGGAUGUUCGCACAAAAAUUUCACUCAGGCUUCGGCCAUUGAACUAAAAGAAAAAUGCGUGAAUCUUUCUCCACCUGAUGUUAAAAAAGCAAUCGAGUCUAAAGAAAAUGUAUCAGAUUUAAAGGAAAUUAUUGAUAACUCGGAAACUAGUCUAACAAAUGAAAAAGAACUAGUCGACAAAUCUAAUGAAAUACAGAUUAAUGGUGAAGCUAAAUCGAUUCCUAAACCCCCUCUUGCCCUUGAGAUUCCUACGGAAAAUCAACGCUCAGUCGUAAAAGAUAGACCAGAAACUGCUAGAUUGUUUUCUUUUUUACAAAUUCUUACGGCGAUUUUUGGAUCAUUUGCGCACGGUGGAAAUGACGUUAGCAACGCAAUUGGGCCAUUAGUCUCUCUCUGGCUUGUCGGAACCCAAGGAAAGGUUUUCGAAAAAGCGCCAACUCCAAUAUGGAUUCUCUUCUACGGUGGUUUUGGCAUAUCAAUUGGCUUAUGGGUAUGGGGAAGACGAGUAAUAAAAACGUUGGGCCAGGAUUUGACAAAAAUUACACCUUCCAGUGGCUUUUGUAUAGAAAUAGGUUCGGCCUUAACCGUUUUGGUCGCCUCGAAUAUAGGCAUACCCAUAAGUACAACCCAUUGCAAAGUAGGUAGCGUUGUUUGCGUUGGUCGAUUUAGAUCAAGGCAAAAUGUCGAUUGGAGCAUAUUUCGAAAUAUAGUAUUCGCUUGGUUAGUUACAUUACCAAUUGCUGGUGGAAUUUCUGCUGCUAUGAUGGCAGCAUUAAAACUAACGUUAAAAACUGAUUUCUGA